CUCGGCUUUUACCCUUCAUAAAGAUGCCGAGAUAAAAUGUAUGCAAGACAAUAUCUUAUUAAAAUCUUAACAACAUGACGACCAGAGCAGCGACUUUUACAUCCAAAAUACGGAACUUGAAAGAUUACAGAUCUCGUUUGAUAAAUAAUGUACAGCCAUUACCAGCAGGAAAUGAAAUUGAAAAUACACUGAAAUAUUUCUCACAGACUUUGCUAAGUGUGCUGAAAGAUGUACCCAACAUCCCAGCUGAAAGUUAUGGUCCGCGACAAAGGGACAGUGUUAGACUGUCAGUGUUUCCCAACCUGAACUACACAGGACUUUAUCAUGCUGUUCUGGAUAUGAUAGAAUUAGUUCCCACGAUGCAGAUAAGGCAGUUGGAAGUUGGAGAAAAUGUAUUGAAAGUUCUAGGUUGUCUUGUUCCCUUCCUUGAGCAUGAUUUAUUAGAUUCUCUCCCAUACACAGUGGCAUCUACCCUGGCUAUAUUUCCUCCUACAUUACACAAAGAAACUAUAGACCUAUUGUGUAGCAAUAUGUUACCAAUGACACUUGGUUAUGAUGGGGGGUUUGAACCUACCUACGCCAGUGAGUCAGCUGCAGCAAUUAUAACAAUGGUUCUUCAACACACAGAUAAUGGUUCAUACCACUCACAGAUCUUAGAAUGCUUUAUGAGUAUCAAGAGAGAUUUAGUAAAGGAUAUACUGAGUAUUAUAGCAUAUGGACCACCAUCGGCCAGAGCACCUGCUGCUAAUCUUCUGUUCUAUUACUGGCCACAAUUAAACCCUGCAUUAUCUGACAGGAGAGGGAUACACUAUAAAUAUAUUGCAUGGCCACCAGUUCUUUGUCAGAGGAGAGGAUGUGUAAACAAUGGAAAUUGUCAAGCUGUCAAGAUGUGUUUGAAUCCAGCUUUGGCCAUACAUUCAGGAGACAAACCUCCACCUCUUUAUAUCUGUAGUGACUGUGCUGACGUCCUCAGGAAAGAUCAUAGUGAAUACAUGACAGACAUAUUGUUACCCAUGUCACAUGUAUCUACUGUAUGUGAAAAUAAGAACUGUAGAGCAGGAGAGACCCUUGCAGUAUGUACCUGUUUCUCUAUAGAAUGUGCCAGUUAUAAUGGUAAUAGACCAAUCCGUUACUGUCAUGUAUGCCAUGAGUCUCGUCAUCUUACACCCAAGGGAAGGAAACAUGUUUAUCAUCUUAGUAUACCAGAGAUCUGGGAUUGUAGUCAACAGGUUCAGAGAUAUCUUAUGGAUGCUAUUACUAGCUUGUUAAAAGAAGCCCAGCCGAUUGAAUCUAAGAGGAUGGUAGAGAUGGGAGAAGAACAUAGAACACAUGCAGGUGAUGACGAGGAUUUAUAUGAGAUGGAGGAGGCUGGGGAGAGGAAGUUACUCAGUAGAUAUGGUAUCUGGUUACUGGUAGAACUAUGUAGACCUCAAGAAGAUAUACCUAUAGAAGUACUUGGCCGUCUGCUUGGGAUGUUGUUUCAGUGGUUUGAUGCUACAGCAUAUCUUCCUGAUGACAAUAUUGGAAAUGCUCUAGAAAGACUAAAGCCAGAUUACAUCUAUGACUGGCUUGAGGAAGUGUCUAAGACUCACUUUGAAGUCAUUGUUUCAUGCUUACUGCCCCAUCCUGUAGAGUAUGCAAGAGUGGGAGGAUUCUGGGAUUAUAUAACAAAUAGAACUACUCAGAUUAAAGAGGGACUGAAUUGUUUUUUCUGCUUGGUUCCUUAUGAUAUCAUUACAUUUGAAAUUUGGGAUUAUGUGAUGCCAUAUUGGUUAGAAGCAAUACGAACAGAGGUUCCAGCAGAGGACUUGCAUGAACUGAAAGUUCUUUUGAGUAAAUCAUUUGACAUUGACAUGUGUCCACUGCCCUUCACCCUUGAGAAGAUGUACUGUUUUAUAUCAGAGAGAUUUACAGAUCCCAGUGCUUAUGUACAAGAACAAGCUUUACAGUGGUUACAGAUCUUAUCAACACUUGACAUCAUAAUUCCAAUGCACAUGCUUCUUGGGAUGUUUCUGAAAGGGGUUCAGAAUCUCCAUGUUGAAUGUACUGGUCCAAUGCCAGAGAAACCUCUUAAGAAACCAGAAGGAGCCAUGGGUCAUCAGACUGUAUUUCCAGGGUCUCCAACUCAGGAGAAACCUCCACCAUUGAGCCCUGAGAAAACACAUGUAGUUGUAGAGGCCUAUGAGGUCUACGAGCGGGAAACUGAGCUUGUUUUACCAUGCUAUAUCAUGAUGUUAGAUUUAUAUUUGAAAGAGCUUGAGCUCCAGGAAUUUCCCAAAUACCUUGGUAUCUAUAAUGAGACUAGUAAACAGGUGAUGCAGAUGAUAGCGGUCAUGCUAAAGGAAGACCUUGAUGGAACCCACACCUGUUCUGAUGAUCAACAACAAGCCUGUAACUUCUGUCACAAUAUUGCAUUAUGGCACCAACUGAUGUCCCAGGUUAUGUGUAACUUUUGUCCCAGGGAUCCUGCUAAGAUUCCAACUAAAGAAGUCCCCCGUGUAGAAGAAGUGAAACAGGUCUCAUCAUCUAACUCACAGUCAAGGAAAAAUUCAACAUCAACAGAGGAAGAAGAUUCUGAGGAGAAAGAGAAAUCAGAACCAAAAUUUGAUAUAAAAGCCAUGCCACUUCAUCUUCAGCUAUAUCAUGCCUUCCUCCUUGAAUUAGAGAGGACAACAGAUACAGACGCUUCCUACUCUUUACUGACAUCAAUGAAAUAUCUGAUACUUCAUGCUGAAAGUCUUAACUACACAGUUAACCAGUAUCCUAACUAUGUCAAGUUCUCCCUAGUGAGACAUUUAAUACCAAGCUUAUGGAAAUGUCUUAUAGCUCAGCAUUCCCAGCUAGCCUUCAUAGCUGUGCCAUUACUGGUUCACUGUCUGACCUUACCUACUGGUGCUGAUAUCUGUUGGAAAAUUGUUGAAGAUGCAUAUACCAGUGAAGACUGGAGAGUUAGAUUUGCUGCUGUUGAGAAAGUGACAGUUCUGUGUCGUCUGCUUGAUUUAGAUUCUAUCUCACAUAACCAAGUAUUACAAACAGCAUUAGCUCAUGCCUUCUGUCUUCUGAUUGGUUCAUUAGAGGAUAUGAAUUCUGCUGUGGCACAGAGAGCAGUCCAAUAUCUAGAGACUAUCAAAACAUCGUCUAUCAGAUGUCUUUGCCGAUGUCUAGAGUUUCAGUUUGAUCAUGUGAUUAGUGACAGAAUAAUGAUUAUUCAGAGGAUGAGACUGUUAUCCAAUGUUCUAAAGGCAGACAAGAUUCUUACAUGGGACUUUUUUCUAAGCAGAUUAGAUACUUUGUCCUUGGAGGCACAGAUUGACCUUGAAAACAGUGGUGAUAUUCUUAUCCUUUUAGACAUAUUUAGUGCUGAUAGAGAAAAUGAAUCAUUUCUUAAGAAGUUAAACCGUGCUAGAUUUGCUCUUGCCAGGACAGACAGUAUACGUUCUGUAAGUCAGAGCUGUAAACCACCAUACAGACGUGCUGUAUCUGUCCCCAUGCAUCUAGUCACUAGAACUGCUCCACCUAAACUUGAUCUAGAAAGACAGAAGUCCUGUAUUAGACAGCAUUCAGCUCCACAUUUUAACCUAGGCAGACGAAUGACUAAGAUGAAUUUUGGGGCUUUCAGUAAUGUGUUUCCAGGAAAUUUAAAGGAGUUUUCUGACGAAGACAGUAAUUUUACAGCAUUGUUACAGAAGGCUAUGGAUAUGGAUGGUGUUGACAGGGACACAGUUUCUCAACUAGUGGCUCUUCUCAUGAAGUUUAUGGUGAGCUGUGAUAUAAAUGAAGAGGACAAGAGUAAUAUGAAAACACAGAAUGUUGUAUUACGUCAUUUGAAUAUACUGCUAGGCUACAACCAGACAGAGAAAUCCUUUACUGUACCUCCACAUAAACUCAGAACGUCAGCUGUUUUCAAUUCUUUCCUGAGUGGAGUUCCAUUUGUUUUGGAUCGAAACUUCAAACUUGGAAAUCAGAUCCUUCCAAUAACAUUACUACUGCUACAGCAUGGACCAUCUCCACAGAGAUAUGCCAGUGAUUACCAGCCUCCUAACUAUACCCUGUGGUACCUGGAACCUCAUACACAGAUAUCAUGGCUGACUACACUACUAGUUAUAUUGUAUAAAUAUCAGUUCUAUACCUCUCCUGUAUCAGCCAUUAUACAAACAUUGAUAAGAAUUGUCAUUAAUACAGUAGAUGCUCAACAUCAUAGAUGUAAAAAGUCACAUGAAGAAGGGUUUAUACCACCAAGUCCGACUAUACUGAGGAGUAGAGAGCCUAGUAAAUUGAAUGACCUAGAAAACAUCCAGGAAACAGAUACACCUCCAUCAAGUCCUAAAAAUCUAAAUGAUACUGUUAACUUUGAUGGUGGAGCUGUACAUUUCAAGAAGGGUGAUAAAGUGUCUCCAAUCAGAGAGCAGGUGAUUGAGGAAGCUGUAGAAACACCAAAACGUCCUCUUACAAGAACUACUAGGAAGCCAAGGAGACUGAUAGAGUACAGUGAACCAAAUAUGGAACCAGCCAGGGAUAAUGUACAAACCAAAAAUGUAACAUCAGCAGUAGAUAUACCAAAGAAGAAAGAAGAACCAAAAGAUUCCUUUUCUACAUCACCUGCAAAAAUAGAAACAAGUCCAGUUGAUGACAACACUAAAACAAUAUCUGUAGAGAAAGUUAUGGCCAAAAAUUUACAGGAAUUCUCUAAGCAACCAGAGAAAGGCAUUGGAAAAAUCAAAUCUGUGGUACCAGGAGAUGGAAUUAAGGUUACCUGUCCUCCAAUGUUGUCGACUGGGGUGUCCAGUAGUGCUACAGACGCAUCGAGUACAUGGACAGGAGUGACCUCAACAACAGACAUGAGUCAUGACUUGACCUCGGAACUAGAGAGUGCUGAUGACAGUGAUAAGAAUCAGACGACCUCUGACACAGAUUCAGAUAAACUUAAUACAACAAGGACCAGAACAGAAACCACAACUGACGGAAAAGAUGAAAAGAAGAGUACAAAGGGAACAGGACCAAAACCUAACUUUAGACAAAGAAAGAAUAGGAAGACUGGUCUAACUACUGUAGAAUUACAGACCAUAUUUCCAGAACUUAAUGAACCUGCUCCAGAUGAAACUCCAACUACUAAAUCAAGGAGAAGUAGAAAAAGUGAACUGCUGGAAAAGAAGGCUGUAAAGAAACCGUCAGCUUCUAGAUAUGGCGAUAACGUUAUGUUAGAUAGAUGUGCAGAAUGUAAUGCUAUCCUGGAGCAGUAUGAUGAUGAUGUCAUUGGUUACUGUAUUGUUGUCUUGGCAACCUUUAUACACAGAGAGCCGUCAUUGGCUACACCAUUAUUGUUAGAGAUGUUACAGUGUGUAUCUAGAAUAGCAUCUAGUAGUCCAUAUGCCUGGCAAGCUGAAAGUAAUCUGAUGGUACCAGGUAAUAGUUUAAGCAUUGCCAGACAGUUCCUAAGGUGUGUUUUACAUCAACUAGCACCCAAUGGUAUAUUUCCUAUGUUGUUUCAAAGUAAUUUUGAAGAUACAUAUUUCUUCAAGACAAUGGCUACAGCUUUAGUAGAUUUUACAGAACUGACUUGUCAAGCACCAAUACAGUUUUUACUGGAGGGACUGAACAGUAGAAAGAAUUUACCAUCAGACAACAUAAUGUUACUACUGAACAACUUAUCUAUGUAUAUUAACUGUAUAUCCCUCGAGUCAUCAGCACCUAUGUGGAAUAGUAUUAUAUUGCAGUUUGAUAUCUUCCUGAGGAAACUUCCAACAGUUUUACCUAAUCCAUGUGACAUGACACCAGUACUCAAAAUUAUAACAGCCAUAUUGAAAGUGUCUGGUGUGAGCACUGCAAGGUUUAUUCUUGAGCCAUUCUCCAAGUUGUUGAGUUUUGCCCUAGAGAACUGCAACUUCAAGCUACAACACAUGUUGGAUAUUUGUUCCCUUGGAAACAGAUCAUAUGUUAAGGAGAGGGACAAGUUAUACCUGACCAGAACAGUUGUGUUUGAAUUGGUCCAGGCAAUGAAGUUUAAGAUUAGUUUGCCUGAUGAAAAUUUCUUGCUUCUUGUGCAGUUUGUUGUGCUCGAUGCAGGAGGAACCAUUGCAAAUACCAACAUUCUAGGUGAACAAGGAAUGUUAUAUAUGACUCAUGCCAACAUGUUAAUUAGCACAUGUGCAGCAGAAUCUAUGAGAGAUCAUCUAAAUGAAUGUCUGGAGUUUAUAUCUGAUAUACAUACACUAUCCAAGGUCAAGAACAACUUGAAGAGUGGUAGUACUAGUUUAAAUGAAGAUACUUUAGGUAGUCAGCUGAAGUCAGGGAUUGCACAAUAUAUAGCAUUAGAAAUCACCAGAGGGAACAACAGAGACACAAAUAGGGCAAUAAUUAGAUAUUUACCUUGGCUAUAUCACCCACCAUCUACGGUUCAGCAGGGCCCAAAAGAAUUUACAGAUUGUAUUGGCCACAUCAGAACUUUGUCCUGGGUAUUGAUUGGUUCUUUGACACACACUGCCAUGACAGAGGGGGCAGCACCUGUUUCCUGUUUACCAAUACCAUUGGAUGCCAGUAGUUAUGUUGCAGAACAUGUAUUGGUCAUCAUGACUGGUUUUGAUGAAAGGUCAAAGGAUUCUGUUCUCCACAUGAGCUCUUUGUUUCAUGCUUUCAUUCUAUGCCAGUUAUGGUCAAUGUAUUGUGAGUCUGCAGCAGCUCAGCAUCCAGUUACAUCAGAAAGUCAUCAGAUAGCAUCUUCUACCAUCAUGGACUUCUGGGCAAGGGUCACACCUGGUAUUCUACAGCUACUAUCUACACCAAAAGAGUUUUCUGAGAAAGUGAACCUUCAUUUCUUAGGAUUGAUGGAAGCUUUAAGAGAAUGCAACUCUUCAGUAUUAGCUAAGCUGUUUCCAAUGUGGACAUCAAUUUUAUUCACUUAUCAUUCACAGUUACCAGGCCACUUACAAGUAAGACUUCAGUCUGUUGAGAACUGGGAACCACCUGCUCCAUCCAAUGAUAUGGCACUGUUCAACUCUAGUGUGUUGUUGUCAUGGCUGAAACGUAUACAAUUCAAACUGGGACAGAAUGAAAUCCAGUCAUCUGCUGCUACACAGUUUUAUACAGUUUAGGACAUUGUACUAACUGAUGGAUGGCAAAUCUGGAUAAAUAAUUUGUCUGCUGCUACACUGAUAUUUACUGCUUAGAUUGACAUAAAUGUGAAUUCAUUCUACAUAAGUUACACCUCUGAAUAAAUUUACACAGUUUUGGCUAAAGUUACCGAAAGCACAAAAGGAUUUAUUCAAAAAUCAUUGCCCAACUGUGUAGAUUUUAAGUUAAACAUUAUUACAUGUAUAACAAGUGUAAGAGGCAUAUGUUUUAUCACAAGACUAUCUUACAUUGACAUAAUAUCUAUGUGUGAGCUGAUAUAAACACCUGAACAUCAUUAUAAAGCAUACAAGUAUAGCAUGAAGUUUAUCUCCUUUUGCAUGUAAAGAACAUGUAUUGGAUAAAAGAUUUCUUCUAUAGAUUAUAAUAAAUGAUUAGAUUUACAGCAAUUAUAUCAGUCCAAGUGAUUAUUAAAGUUAAAGUUAUCACUCAAUGACCUAUCCAUUUAAAAGUUUACUUUUUUUUUAAAUUGAAAUUGAAAUUUUUGCAAAAGUUAUAUCUUCUUAUCCUUGGGAAAAAAAUUAUAUAUUCAUAAAGCAAUAAAUCCAAUCUUGCAUCCUAGGACCAGGAAUAAGUUUUAACUAUGUCUACCUUCAAUAAGAAUACAUUUACAUAAUCAUGUGCAAUAAAUACAAGAUGGCAUCCCAUAGCCAGAACUUAGUCAUAGCUUGUCUAUCAUCCAAAAGAAUUGAUUCUUAUAUUCAUGUGCAAUAAAUAUAAACAAGUGCAAUAUCCAGAACUAAGAUUUUAUAAAGUAGCAGAACCAAUUUGUUGUGAAUUAUUUAUUUAUUUACCUAGAAAUUAUUAGUGAGUUAUUUGAUUGUUAUUGUUGAUGUAGUUGUUUGUUAGUUGUGAAUUUAGAUUAAAAUUUAUAAAACAUA
This is a messenger RNA of Mytilus trossulus (common blue mussel), 8006 nucleotides long. Its product is annotated as protein unc-79 homolog. The record is from RefSeq and is a predicted model, not a curated record. The transcript has 50 exons. The coding region runs from base 75 to 7088 and encodes 2337 amino acids. Gene Ontology annotation, molecular function: protein binding. Lineage: Eukaryota; Metazoa; Mollusca; Bivalvia; Mytilida; Mytilidae.